AUCUGCAUUCCUCGCAAGCACCGGAAGAUUGGAAACCCUGUGAGGUCACAAUAAUUAAAGCAAACGAUGUGGCCCCAACUGAUAAUGCAACUACAAGCCUGAAAUAAAUUGUCAUGUCCAGGUGUGACAACCGACCUGUGUGAGGUCAUUUACUACACCUCAAAGAAGACAUCAUCAUCAAAAAGCCGUAGUUUGUAGAACGCAGAAAUUGUGACUGAUUAUUGACGGUGUCUGUGGUGUGAAAAGAUCAUCAAACAUUCUAGAGCUCUAAGACUCCAGCAGAGAUGAAGGAGUUACCCACAUUGCAGGAGUCUUCUGAUGCAGUCAAGUUAGGUGCAGGUCUCGAGCUGUGUCAUCAUACAGCUGAAGACUGCAGGCAGAUGGAGCAUUCCUUGCCAAGUUGUGUCAUGGAAGCUGUGAAGAUUGAGCCUCGUGAUGAGCAGCAAUCAAACUGUGACUCGGGGCUCCCAGCUGGCUUCCUUGAAGUGGAGAAAGAGGAACCUUUCUUCAUGGAAGAAGACAGUGCUACAGUUGCUGACUUCAAACCGUUCCAAAUUCCAUUCCUGGGCUUGGAUUCUCUCAAGGCAGAGCCUGUUAAAAAUUCCCUGAAGUGUCAGGAGGCAGAAAACGUGCUCUUGAGCGUGUUGCCUCUAUCUAAUGCUGCAUCUUUCUUAAAGAAUCCAGUCAAAUUAGCUAAAUGCAUUGGAGAGUCUGCAUAUGGCAAAUUCCCAAAUAUGAAAGUGCGCACCAAUACAAGAAGGAAUCUGAUGACCACUGAGUUUGCAAACAUCUCUGCUGCUGACCUGUAA
Messenger RNA from Hyalella azteca, 809 nucleotides. RefSeq lists its product as uncharacterized. NCBI's taxonomy places the organism in Eukaryota, Metazoa, Arthropoda, Malacostraca, Amphipoda, Hyalellidae. The transcript is spliced from 5 exons. The record is from RefSeq and is a predicted model, not a curated record. Bases 285 to 809 code for a protein of 174 amino acids.